AUGAAAGCCUACAACCUCCUAAUGUACCACACUGUUCUUCUAUGGCUAACUAAACAUUUAUCAGGAAAACGAUGUGCAGAUGUUCCGCACUUUUCUACAAGGUUAAAUAUGCUACAGUCUUCAAGAAGUUCUGCAAGACUGGCCGCAAAAAGAAUUUUUAAAAAACGAAUUUGUGGCCCAAGCAGUUUCACAAAAGAUGUAGUGCUACUUCCUGAUGCUAAUUUUGUUGUGGUUCCAAGACGAGGAACAAAGCAAUGGCUGUUUGACAGUGAUCAUGUGAAGAAUGCAGUGGAAUUUCAAAAGGACUGGGAUGCGAAAAUGAUAAUUGAACAAUUGCGAUUAGUUUUCAGCGAUAAAAUUGAUUCAAGCAUACAAUUUGAAAUUCUCAUGGGUCUACAUAAUAAAGUUGUUAAACCAAACCUAGUGGCUGGACAAACUUUGUCUGGAUUUGUGAUAAACAAGGUGUUGUACCUUAGACCAAACAAAACACUUCUUCAGUCUCCUGAUGAUAUCAUUGAGAAGUGUACAAACUCCUCCGACAAUGAAACAGAACACAAUGAAGGCAAGCAUUGUAUUUAUGAAGAUUCUCAUUAUGAAAUGAAACAGUAA
Messenger RNA from Erpetoichthys calabaricus (reedfish), 609 nucleotides. RefSeq lists its product as uncharacterized. The transcript is spliced from 4 exons. The record is from RefSeq and is a predicted model, not a curated record. The coding region runs from base 1 to 609 and encodes 202 amino acids. Lineage: Eukaryota; Metazoa; Chordata; Cladistia; Polypteriformes; Polypteridae.